CACCACCAGCCACUCUCAGAACCUCCUCACUCAGAGCCAGAGCCAUGGACAGCUCCUCCAGCUCACUCCUGCAGCUCCAGGAUAACUCUGCCUUUCUGCUCGACUGCGAGAACCUUCUGGACCAAAGCCACAAUGCAUCUGACAACGGCUACUACAGCGCCUGCAGCAGCCUCUCUCCAGCUUCCUCCACAGACUCCUGCUGCUUCUCUCCUCCAGCCAUCCAGCACGGAAGCUGGCAGCAGAACAUUCCUGGAAACUUCCUGGAGAAUCUUCCAGAGGGUUUCCAGUUUCAGAGCACCAGCGACCAAGAGGACAAGAAGGACAAAAAGAGCGCCAAGCCAGCCAGGAGAACAGGACGCCCGAGGUCCAAGUGUCCAGGGGUAAAGCGCCAAAGUGCAAGUGAGCGUGAGAAGCUGAGGAUGAGGGACCUGACCAAAGCUCUUCAUCAUCUCAGAGGCUUCCUGCCUCCCUCAGUAGCUCCUGCCGGACAGACCCUGACCAAGAUCGAGACCCUGCGCCUCACCAUCCGCUACAUCUCCCACCUGUCUGCCCAGCUGGAGCACAGCCAGCCAGAGGUUGAGGCUCAUGAGAAUCUUCCAGGAUUUUCUGGGAAGACUGAAGCAGCUUCAAGUCCAGCAGUGCCAACAGUUUACCAGCCAGAGAACUUCAGCCAGGCCAGCCCACCCGCCCAGAGCCUCCCCACUCAGGAGUUCCUGAACAUGACCUCUUCAUAUCAGAAUCCAGAAUGCAGCCUUCCUCCAUCUCCGGCUCAGGAUUACUGGUUUCCCCAGCAGCAGUAUAGUUGCUACUAUGGACAAUGCUAAUGGUUAUGAAGAACCAGAACAACGUGAUAUAUAUAUAUAUAUAUAUAUAUAUAUA
Messenger RNA from Astyanax mexicanus (Mexican tetra), 879 nucleotides. RefSeq names its product mesoderm posterior aa (gene mespaa). Gene Ontology annotation, cellular component: nucleus. Lineage: Eukaryota; Metazoa; Chordata; Actinopteri; Characiformes; Acestrorhamphidae. Gene Ontology annotation, molecular function: DNA-binding transcription factor activity, RNA polymerase II-specific; protein dimerization activity; RNA polymerase II cis-regulatory region sequence-specific DNA binding. Gene Ontology annotation, biological process: mesoderm formation; heart morphogenesis; regulation of transcription by RNA polymerase II. The record is from RefSeq and is a predicted model, not a curated record. The transcript is spliced from 2 exons. The coding region runs from base 45 to 824 and encodes 259 amino acids.